Messenger RNA from Alosa sapidissima (American shad), 3357 nucleotides. Its product is annotated as MAP7 domain-containing protein 1-like. Gene Ontology annotation, cellular component: microtubule cytoskeleton. The transcript has 19 exons. NCBI's taxonomy places the organism in Eukaryota, Metazoa, Chordata, Actinopteri, Clupeiformes, Clupeidae. Gene Ontology annotation, biological process: microtubule cytoskeleton organization. The record is from RefSeq and is a predicted model, not a curated record. Bases 295 to 2745 code for a protein of 816 amino acids.
UGCUAUGGGCUUGUCCGUGGACGUGGCCCCUCACUUCAGUUUUUCCUUUUGAAAUAGGUUCUGAACUGCACAUUUUGCAAAGUAGGAUAACUGUCGACGACAAGAACUAGUAAUUUAUUGAGACUGCAGUUCUUCUAAAGGAAACUUAUUUUAUGUUGACGUUUGCAGUCAUUAGGUUACCUCUGAGAUACAGGGUGUGUUGAAGUGAGUAAUCUUGGGAGUUCCUUCUCUUCUCCUCUGUUUAAGUUUAGUGAAGGAAUGACUAAAUCUGUAAAAGGACACCGAGGCGUCUGAAUGGAGAAAAUGGAGAACAAAGAUCUCGAGAUAAAUUUCGAAGAAAAACUAACACUGUCAGACAAAGGUCUGCCCCCCACCCCCGACAGCAGCGCUAAUGGCUUGGACGCAAGCAGCCCGCUCAAAGCAGAUGACACCACCAUCACAGACUCGUCCCUGGUGACGGACCCCCCCUCAAAAACAGUCCCCACCAGCAAAUCAGACGGGCGGCCCUCCACACCAGGCAACAGCAGCAGCCCCCAGCCCAAGAAAGAUGGGAUGAACUCAGAGCAGAAACAGAAACAGGCAAAGCAGCGGAGAGAAGAAAGAGCAAAGUACAUCGAAGAGCGUACGCUGGAGCAAGCUGCGAAGAAGGCCCAGUGGCUGGAGAAGGAGGAGAAGGCGCGACGGCUGCGUGAGAGCCAGCUGGAGGACCGGCGCAGGAGGCUGGAGGAGCAGCGGCUGAAGGCCGAGAAGAGACGCGCCCUCCUGGAGGAGCGACAGAAGGAGAAGCUCGAGAGGAACAAGGAGAGGUAUGAGGCUGCCAUCAAGAGGUCAACCAAAAAGACAUGGGCCGAGAUCCGACAGCAGCGAUGGUCCUGGGCCGGCGGCCUCAACCAGACGUCCCGCAGAGAAAGCAGAUGCUCGGCCUCCACGGUCAACCUGCCGCGACAGCUGGAGCCUGUCAUUAACAACAGGCUGUCCAAGUCCUCUGCCACGCUCUGGAACUCGCCCAACAGAACCCGCAGCUUGCGCCUGAGCCCGUGGGAGAGCCGCAUCGUGGAGCGGCUCAUGACGCCAACCCUCUCCUUCCUGGCCCGCAGUCGGAGCGCCGCCACACUCCACAACAGCAGUGACUCCCACUUGCAGUGUUCCCGCUCCCCGUCGGCGAGCCCCCUGACGGUCUGCUCCCAUCAGCACCAGCACAGCUCCGAGCGCUGGAGGGUCUCCACCAGCACACCCGACAUCACACAACGCCAGCGCAGACGCCACUCCACACCUGUGGAGAAAAAGACAAAAGAGAAGAAAGACAAAGAGAGGGAAAAUGAAAAAGAGAAGAACGCUCUGACAAAAGAGAAAGUGCUGAAAAAGAGACAGUCCCUCUCUACCCCCAGAACAAGAACAGAACUCAGUGCUGCGACAAAACCCAGAAACAGAACUUCAUCACCAGCACCCCCCAGAAGCAGACCCCUGUCCCCCUGCCCCACCGUCACCACUGCCAAGCCCCCCUCCGCUGGACGGGCCUCCUCCGGUACCAAGACCCGUCCCAAGCGCUCCCAGACCCCCGCAAAGAUACCGCCUCAGACGGUCACCGCCGUCGCCGUGGAGACCAAGAAAGAGACCAGUCGGCCACACACGCCGGAGGCACCUAAGAGCACAGCCAGUGUCCCCUCCAUUUCCGUCUCAGCGGCUCCUGCCACACCCCCUUCUGUGAGCGCACCAAUCACAGCAGCUGCUCCAGUGGCAGCUCCCACAGUUCCCGCCCCUCCAGCAGCUGAGAUGCCCACCCCAGCUGCCCCAGUCACUCCAACCACUCCAGUUACCCCAGUCGCCACGGCAACCAGCCCGGCUGCCCCAGCUGCUCCAGCUGCCGUGGUUACCCCUGUUGCCAAGCCGACUGCUGGUACUAAUGACCCAGAGGAGGCGUCUCGCGUUCUGGCGGAGAAACGACGUCAGGCCCGCGAGCAGCGCGAGAGGGAGGAACAGGAACGUCUAGAGCAGGAACAGAGGAACAAAGUCCUGCGUGAGGAGUUUGCUGCUCGUGAGGUGGAGGAGAGGAGGCGCCGGGAGGAGGAGGCACGCCUGAUGGCCGAACAGCAGAAGCUCAGGGACGAGGCUCAGAGGCUGCAGGAGGAGAGGGAGGCGCAGCAGAGGGCCCUCGCCAAGCAGGAGGAGAAUGUGCGCCUUCAAAGACAGAGAGAGGAGGCCGAAUCGAAGGCAAGGGAGGAAGCCGAGAGGCAGCGGCUGGAGAGAGAGAAGCACUUUCAGAAGGAGGAGCAGGAACGACUGGAGAGGAAGAAGCGCCUUGAGGAGAUCAUGAAGAGAACCCGUCGCAAAAGUGACGUAGGCGAAAAGAAAGACACUAAACCUCCAGUCCAAAUCAAUGGAAAGGACACAAACUCAGACCAGCAGACAGACAAAGCUCCAGGCAACCAGCAGGGAUCAUCUGAGAUGCUGAGAAAUGGUGCCACAAAUUUGGGCCAAUCACAGAUUCAAGAGAGCCCAGCUGCCUGGGACUCAGCCCCUGUUCUGAACGGGGUCCAGCCAGCCAAACACCAGAACGGCCUGUCACCCAAUGGAGACGCAGCUGACUUUGAUGACAUUAUCCAGCUGUCUAAUCAUAGUGGCAGUGGCAAUGUUGGCCAGGACAAACCAGCCAAUAGCAACACAAUCCUGGCCUUUGAUGAAGGUGACCCCUUCCUGAUGAAAGGUGGUGCUAUGAAGACCCACCAUGUCACAGAGGUCCUCUGAGUCAUGUGUCCAUCUUUGGCCUUCACCACAGCGAACUGAUAUGUGUGACACAGCGCCAGCUUCCAGAAUGAAGUGUGCCAAAUAAUAAUCAUGUUGAAAAAGCAAAACACAAAAUAUCUGAAAGACUGCUCUUACCGUAGAACACUAUAAAGACAUCCAUGGCCAGCACUUAGCAGUUACCGUAAAACAUGGAGAAUCUGCAUCUCUACUACUGGACAUUCAUCUUAAAGAAGAAAAAAAGAGGAAAAUGCAAAACUAAAAAAAAAAUAUUCAAACAACAAAAAAAUCUGUCUGCUUCACUGCUUUACAUGGUGCAACGUUGUUGAGUUUUAUUGAAUUGUCACUUGCAGAUUUUGUUAUGCACCUCAAGAGACUGACAAUAUAAUGAAUUUUAGAGUAUAAAAACUAAGAAAUACACAGUAUUGUUAUAAUUAUAAUUGUUGUUAUUGUUACAUAUGGCUGUUGUUCUCCACCAUUGAUAAACAGUGUGUUUUUGUCUUGAAUUGUUGAGUUAUUUAAUUUCAGAUGCAUCAUGGGAAUGGGGAACAGUGUAUGUAAAUGUAUAUGAGCCUGAACAUGGAUGACCUGUGGAAUAAAGCUUUAUGAAAGGGA